UUUUUAGUUGCCAGCCAGCCAGCUAGCCUAGCACCUAGCAAACGUGCAGCUCAUUACCAUAAGUUAAUUUGUAUUCUGAGCGAGUGUAUUGAAAUAAAAUUUUGUCAACGGAUGUACCCACUAGGAUUUGGAAAUAAUAUUUGGUGACGAAAAAUACCUACAUAGAAACAACAAUAAUAAUUCUAAAAUCAAUAUGAUGGAUGACGAUGAAUUGGACAUUGACGAUUUGGAGUUGGAUCUGGAAAGUGAAGAUGAAUACACCGGCCCCGGCGAAGAACCAGUCGUAGAGAAACCAUCCAAAGAUGAAAUCAAGGUUGCCAAAUGGAUGAAGAAAAAUGUCAAAACUAAGAAAACCAAAUUCUUGAGUCACAAUGUGGAAUAUUUCACAUCGAGUAAAGCCAUUGAUGCUCUAAUGAAAUCGAAAUUUGCCGAAGGCUCAACACCCUUGUUUACAACACGUGAACAGGUGAUUGAGUUCCUCGACAUUAUGUUGGAGCACAAAUUUUUCCAUCGAGCCAAAAAGGUACCAAUUAGUAUAGAGGGAGCAAGUGGUGGAUCGUCAGCAGCUGGCAAGAACAAAGAAGAAAAGAAAGACAGCGAGAAAAAGGACAGUAAGAAGGAAGAAAAGAAAGAUGCUGCCGUUGAUUCCGCAGAUGCUGGAGAAUUGAGCGGCAACAACGGUGCCGGCAGUGAUGAGAAUGGUGGCACCUCCGCCACGGGUGAAAAGAAAGAGAAAAAGAAACGUAAAAUCCGUUUGGAUAUGCAUCCGGAACAGGUGUUUGUUGAUGGCUCUGAGGCCUAUGUUUGGAUAUUUGAUCCCAUACCCAUACAUUAUUGGAUUUAUGGUUUGGUAUUGUUACUGGGCGCCAUUGGCAUUUGUAUGUUCCCCCUGUGGCCACCAAUGUUGCGCAAGGGUGUCUACUAUCUAUCGGUGGCAGCUGCUGGUUUCCUUGUUUUCAUUUUGGCUUUGACGAUAUUACGUUUGAUCAUUUUCACCAUUGUAUGGGCUGUCACAGGUGGCAAAUUGCAUUUGUGGAUAUUCCCCAAUUUGACAGAGGAUGUGGGUUUCUUUGCCUCGUUCUGGCCUUUGUAUGAGAGCAAAUAUGUGACCGCCGACGAAGAUGAAAAAUCCUCCAAAUCUAAGAAAGGUUCCAAAUCAAAAUCCAAGAAAUCCAAAGAGAAAGACAGCGACAACGAGGACAAUGAUGAUGUGGCCCCCGACACUGAACCCUUGGAACCUGAGAAAAUCGAGGAAAUCAAAGAACAUGAUGCCGAUGUUUUACUGAGACGUCGCAAUGUCGGCGGUGGUGGUGGUGACGACAGUGGCAGCAGUAGUGCCAAUGAGGCCCAACAAGAAACAGAAUCUGCUAAAUGUUCACACAACGAAUCAGAAUCUGAGUCGUCGGAUGGCAAAGACUAUGAAAUAAUCAAUUCAAGUGAAGUUGACAAAAACUAAUGACGAGUGAGUGAGUGGCAAUGGAACUCUAAGCCGAUGUUGGAUUCUCUCUCUUCAAUUUCUCUUCAAAUCAGAUCAGACAUUGUUAACCAAUAAGAGAAAGCAAGAAAUGAACUUCACUAAAAGAUUAGUAAAAAUGAAAUAAAAAAUUGUAGAGAAAUAAAAAAAAACAAAUGUCGUCGUAAAGGAAUAAAAAAAAAUAUUGACACCCACACAAACACAUACGCAUAUAACACACCACACAUUCGUAUAUGUAAUUGUAAAUUAUUUGGCUUAAAUUGUAAUACAUAUUUUAAGCUAGGCUCUCCACCAUCCCCACCCCCACUUGUUCCUCCAGACACUCACUAGGUUUUUAGACUACUCUACUCAUUAACUAAAACGUUUUAUUGGGCUCUCACACCCAUAAUGUCUCUCUCGCUCUCUCUGUAUCUUGGAUCUUGUUGUCAAACACUCUCCUAGUUGUCUAUGAAAGAAAAUAUUGAAAGUGGAUUAAUUCGUUAAAAAACUAAAUUUAA
This is a messenger RNA of Musca domestica (house fly), 1971 nucleotides long. RefSeq names its product translocation protein SEC62 (gene Trp1). NCBI's taxonomy places the organism in Eukaryota, Metazoa, Arthropoda, Insecta, Diptera, Muscidae. Gene Ontology annotation, cellular component: endoplasmic reticulum membrane; endoplasmic reticulum. Bases 194 to 1456 code for a protein of 420 amino acids. Gene Ontology annotation, biological process: post-translational protein targeting to membrane, translocation. The record is from RefSeq and is a predicted model, not a curated record. The transcript is spliced from 4 exons.